Physella acuta is the source of this 2803-nucleotide messenger RNA. RefSeq names its product U4/U6.U5 tri-snRNP-associated protein 1. Gene Ontology annotation, cellular component: U4/U6 x U5 tri-snRNP complex. The record is from RefSeq and is a predicted model, not a curated record. Gene Ontology annotation, biological process: maturation of 5S rRNA; mRNA cis splicing, via spliceosome. Lineage: Eukaryota; Metazoa; Mollusca; Gastropoda; Physidae.
GGAAACGCUUUAGAAACGAAAAUAAAAAUUGGUGUUUGUUCUUAGGUUGGAUAGUCAUAGUUGAAAAAUCUAGUCUAAUAAAGUGUAUAGAUCUACCUAACUGAUAAACUAGUCGUACUUGCUCAUAGUGAGUGAAAGCAAUCUUUCAAGAAUGGGGUCUAAAAAACAUAAGGAGAAAGAUCGUGAAAGUAAGAAGAAACGGAAACAUCGCUCCAGAUCUAGAUCACGUUCCAGGGAGAAAAAGAGAAGACAUCGUGAUAGGUCAAGGUCCCAUGAACGAGAAUCUGCCAUGUUCCUGCAGAAAGACCAUGGCUACACAGAAGAAAGAAAUGAUGAUCGUGCACAGAAUUAUGACUACAGUCAAGGUGACACCCGUGAUCGCAGGGACCGCUCAUCUGCUUUUGAAUCAAAGGAAGAGAGCCACAGUGUUCAAGCCUCUGGCGAUGGAUCCAGUUUAAGCAUUGAAGAAACAAAUCGUCUUCGGGCAAAACUUGGCCUCAAGCCUUUGGAUGUUCCUGACAAAAGAGGUUCAGAAGAGGGAGACAAAACAAAAAAGAUAGAAGGAGUUCACGUCCCUGCUAUCAAUUUGGGGCAACAGAGAAAGACUGAAGCACUGAGGGAGAAAAUGACUGUUAAAAAAACCCAGCGUGAGAUGGAAAAGAAACUACAGAAGAUAAAAGGCCUGGGUGACAGUGAUUCAGGUGAUGAAGGGGCGUCUGCUUGGGUCUUGAAGAGCAGGAAGUUACAACAGGAAAAAGAAAUGGCUGAAAAGAGAGCCAAAAUGCUGGAAGAAAUGGAUGAAGACUUUGGAAUUGGGAACCUUGUUGAACAGGAAUUCAAAAAAGAUAAGCGUUACACCUCUCAAGAUCUCAGUGGACUUACAGUUGAGCACGCCUUAGACAAAUUUGAUGAAGGAAGAAAUGUCAUAUUGACCCUCAAAGACAAAGGUGUUUUAGAUGAGGAAGAUGGUGAUGUGUUGGUCAAUGUAAAUAUAGAAGAUGAUGAACGAGCUCAGAAAAACACUGAAAACAAGAAACAAAAACCAGAUUAUAAGCCAUAUGAUGAACCAGAGUAUGAUGAAUAUGGAAUGUUGAAACCCAACAAUUUAUUAGCCAAAUAUGAUGAAGAAAUUGAAGGAGCUAAAAAAGAUUCUUUUACAUUGGGUUCUGGAGGCCACUAUGAUGCAGCUCAUGAGAAACGUAUGGCAGAGAUCAGACAGCAACUGAGGGCGCAGGGACAAUCUCUACAGUUGGCCCCACCCACACUACUGACAGAGUAUAUGACACCAGAAGAAAUGGAGGCCUCCACAUUUAAAAAGAUCAAGAAGAAAGUGCGUAAGAUCAGAAAGAAGGAAAUACUCAAAGCAGAUGACCUUCUGCCACUUCCAGAAGAAGUAGUCACAAAAGAAGACUAUGGCUCACGAUCCAGAGGCAGAGGUCGUGUUGACCCAGAAGAUGGAGAAGUAUCCAAUGAAGGAGAGGAGUCAAAAGUAAAGAUGGAGGUAGACACUGACCCCACGACCCGUGUCAAACCUGACCCAUCAGCUGCUCCUGUUAAAAUUGAAAUUGAUGACUCUGACAUGUUGGAACCAGAUGAGGACCUCACAGGUGUGGUUGUAGAGGAGGAGGAAGUACAGAAUGAGCUGCAGGGCAUGUUAGCUCGGGCUCGUAAGCUUAAGCUCAAGAAGGAGAGACAGUCGGCACAAGAAAUCAUCAGAAACAUCAAGCCAGAGGAAGAAGAGAAGCACCAGAGAGAGCUGGGGGUGAACAUUGUACUCAACUCUACAUCAGAGUUCUGUAGGAAUCUUGGGGAGAUCCCAACCUACGGGUUGGCUGGUAACAGGGAGGAGGACAGGGAGGAGAUCAUGGACAUGGAGCUGGAGCUGAUGGACCACAAAAGGAGGAAAGAGGAGCAAGAAGAGACAACAGGAGGAUGGAACGAGGUGGAUAUUGAUGAAAAUCCUGUGGAUAUUCGGGCAGAGGAGGCAGCUGUACUGGAGGAAGAGCCAAUAGCAGGGGAGGGUGUUGGUGCUGCCCUAAAGCUGGCCAUAAAGAAAGGUUAUUUGGAGAAUGAGAACCCCAAAAAACUUCCCCCCAUGUCAACCAAAUAUCUGGAACUUCAAGCCCAGAACUACACGAUACAAGACAAGAGAUAUGAUGAUCUGGAUGAGAAGAACAGAAAAAGGGACCGCUACCAGGGUGGAAUGAUCACAGAGUUUAAAGAGAAGGACUCGUACAAGCCAGAUGUCAAGCUGGACUAUGUGGAUGAGAGUGGCAGGAACCUCUGCGCUAAAGAAGCCUUCAGGCAGCUCAGUCACAGGUUCCAUGGAAAGGGAUCAGGCAAGAAGAAGACAGAAAAACGAAGCAAAAAAGUUGAUGAAGAGUUGCUGAUGAAACGAAUGAGCUCCACAGACACACCACUCAACACACUUAGCUUGUUGAAAGACAAACAAAAAUCUGAAAAAUCUCCGUACAUUGUUUUAAGUGGCAGUAAAGGCUUCACAUCAAACACAAUAGUGAAGCCAUCUUGAGAGGAAGCAAGUUUGUAUCAGCGUUGAUGUUUUUAUUGAUGUUCCCUGUAGUCAUGAUGAAGGUCUGUCAGUGUGUAUGUGGACAGCUGGAUGGGAGGAGAGACGUGUCAUUUGUAGUUUUAUUAAAUUGUCAAAGAACCUCAGCAUCACUUUUUUUUAAAUUCUGUGGACAGAAGUUUUUUUUAACUGGUUUUGAAAGUGCAAAUAAACUUGAAUGUAAUCAAAUGGUCAGCAGAAGUUGUAUCUAAGAACAGCUACAACACUGAACCCAAA